Molecule: messenger RNA, 1624 nt
Organism: Photinus pyralis (common eastern firefly)
Lineage: Eukaryota; Metazoa; Arthropoda; Insecta; Coleoptera; Lampyridae
Exons: 5
Coding region: 225-1505 (426 amino acids)
Biological process (GO): positive regulation of DNA-templated transcription
Cellular component (GO): nuclear body
Source: RefSeq, a predicted model, not a curated record
AAGUGUCUGGUAAUGUACGCUUGCGUUUUUCCUAUCGAUCCCAUUUCAGUAGGGUGGUUGAGAACCCCCUUUGAACGGCACACGAGGGCUCAGCUUUUCGCUCGAUGCCGCUGCUUACGUCACUCGAGCUUAGCGUUUUAUUCAGAGACAACACUUAAAAGAAAAAUGCGUCAGUGAACGUUAUUUGCGAAACGAUUUCAUUAGUGACAGUGCGAAGGGGAACAAUGCCACGUCUUCGAAGACGAGGAGGAAAUAUUGGUCGACGUACAAGACAUUCACAAAUAGUUCGCACCCGUCGCUUAAACAGAACCGUAGAAGAUGCAAAUAUAAGACACCAGCUUGGAAAAACACGUGGCAAUGCAAGUGGACCCGUCAGAUGUGGUCCAGCCAGAAUAGUACAGCAGAUGGAAUCGCAAUCAAUUCGAACGCUACAAAAGAAACGCACUUCAAAUUUUCGCGAGGAUGAAACAAAAAUAUUGAUUCAACUUUGGGGCAGUCCUUAUAUACAGAACAAACUCUACCUAACUCAUAGAAAAGCCCCAGUUAUGCGUAUUUUGGCAGCGAACAUGCAGCAGCGUGGUUUUUACAGGACACCCGACGAGAUUAAAACACGCAUUCGCAAUUUGAAGUGUUUGUACCAUCGAAUUAAGCGUUCGACAUCUUGCGGAACGGGGGUGGGUACCGUCGACCCCGAUUGGCCGCAUUUUAAAGCGAUGGACGCAAUUUUGAGCAAAGAGGGCCAGAAGAGAGUCGAACACAUCGCUGAUGGAGUACUCGAAGGUCCCAGAUGCGAAGAUAUCAAGCAAGAAGUCGAAAUUGACAUCAACGAUGACAUGGAGUCUUGGGCAAAUGACAGCAUGUGUUCAGAAAACAGCAUGGAACCGCCGCCUCCACUACCCACACUGAAACCAGCCCCCGCAUUAAAGCCCAAAAUAAAAGAGGUGGAGAGUCUAGCUCAAAAACCGGUUCCGGCCGUCCUGCCCAGCUUCACUCUACCACAGCAAAACCAGAAACCAGGAAGUGUGCCUUCAAUUCCAUUACCAUUGUUAAUACUCAAUAGUUUACAACCACAAGCAAACCAAGAUAAAAAUAAGGGAACCUCCUCCACUGGAACCGGAGAUAGCUACUCCAACGAGUUGCACAGCGUGCUCAAAGAAAUUUUGGAAGUACAAAAGGAAAACCUAAGCGUGGAAAAGGAGAAGUUAGAGUUGGAAAAGCAAAGAUUGGAAUUCGACCGACUGGUUGGUUCCCAGCUGCUCUCCCUAGUGCCGAUGAUCGGAACUAUCCUACAACGGGUCACUGCUAACAGCCCAUCCGAAGACUCCAAGAGUAAGAAGCGGAAAGCCGAGGAUAUCGACAUUUUAAAGGACAGUAAAAUAUUGCGGUCCGUUCUCGAACAGGGUAUCAGAAAGUAUAUGCUAGGAGAAGACAAUGACGACAUCGACGACGAAAAGGAGAGCGACAACGAAGAGGAGGAGACCAGCCGUUCGAGUUCCAAGAAAUAAUCUUUUAUUUAUGUUUAACGCAAAGUGAUAGUCAUUUUAAUUUAGUACAAACGGAAGCAUUCCAUUUCAGUAUUACUUUAAUUUAUUUCGUUGUUUGUAAUUAAAACAUUAAAAAUCGA